AUGGGUGUUCUCCUAAAGCGCGUAAACGAGGCUCUCGACAUCAAUCCGCCGCCUGCGGUCGAGCAGCGUCUCAGUCUAAACGGCUCAAACUGGCUCUGGGCCUGCGUGGCCAUCUACUCCUUCGUCUUCCUCGGCGUUUUCGCACUAUCCUUCAAGCCUAGAAGCGGUGAGAAGAUCUUUCACUAUCUCCUCAACAUCGCCCUGCUCGUCGGUGCAAUCACCUACUUCUCGAAUGCCUCCGACCUGGGAUGGUCACUCGUCUCGGAUCGCCAAAUCUUCUUCAACAAGUACAUCAACUGGGUCGUCUCUUUCCCCAUCGUCAACAUUCUCCUCGGCCUUGUAUCCAACUCUUCCUGGGCCACCAUUGCCUGGCACAUCUUCCUCUCCUGGGUCUGGGUCAUCAGCUACCUCGUUUCCGCCUAUACGCCCUCCGUCUACAAGUGGGGUUUCUUCGUCUUCGGCACCAUCGCCUAUCUCGCCAUGGCCGCCUCGACCUUCACCGAGGGCACCGUCGGCGCCAAGCGCGUCGGUACUACGGGCGACUACCUCAUUCUCGCCGGCUACUUCAACCUCCUGUGGCUGCUCUACCCCAUCGCCUUUGGUGUCUCUGAGGGCGGCAACAAGAUUGGCGUCACCCCUCACUUCAUCUUCUUCGGCAUCUUGGACGUUUUCAUGAUCCCCUUUGGCUCCGUGCUCUUCCUCAUGCUGUCCAGGAAGUGGGACUACAACGCCUUGAACCUCUACUUUACUCAGUACGGCCGCGUUCCUCAGGGAGGACACUUCCCUGAGAAGUCUGCCGCUGCUGCCCCGGCGGCACCUUCCGCUACGGCUGCUGUCUAA
Molecule: messenger RNA, 840 nt
Organism: Colletotrichum chrysophilum
Lineage: Eukaryota; Fungi; Ascomycota; Sordariomycetes; Glomerellales; Glomerellaceae
Exons: 2
Coding region: 1-840 (279 amino acids)
Cellular component (GO): endoplasmic reticulum; plasma membrane
Source: RefSeq, a predicted model, not a curated record